Messenger RNA from Drosophila yakuba, 4377 nucleotides. It is a transcript of the gene pds5, whose product is annotated as sister chromatid cohesion protein PDS5 homolog B. Gene Ontology annotation, cellular component: chromatin; nucleus. Gene Ontology annotation, biological process: DNA repair; mitotic sister chromatid cohesion. NCBI's taxonomy places the organism in Eukaryota, Metazoa, Arthropoda, Insecta, Diptera, Drosophilidae. The record is from RefSeq and is a predicted model, not a curated record. The transcript is spliced from 14 exons. The coding region runs from base 280 to 3936 and encodes 1218 amino acids.
UACCCACAACCUCUGGCAACGCUUCGUGCGUGGAUUAAUGGCGUGCCACUCCAACUAAAUGCUCUUCGGUUUUUGCUUAUUUUUAACAACAUACGCGCCGCAAAAGAUUUUUAUAACCGAACAUGUGUAAAUAGCUGGACAGGAACAAUCCCAUCCAGAGUGCAGUGAUUCGUAGGAGGCGCGCACUUAGCGGUCAUCAAAAGCAGGGGCUCGCAAAAUUGCAAAAAAAUUGUGCCGCUUCCUGCCCGUUGUGAAAAGUAGCUCCCAUUGGUGGUGAGGAUGGCGGACAUAGUGUACCCCACCGGAUGCCGGCCGCUGGUCGAGGAUUUGGGCACAGACGAGCUGAUAAGGCGCCUCAAGACCCUCGCCAAUGUCCUGCAGACCAUGGACCAGGACGACAAUCUCUACCAGCAAUACAUACCAUUGGCUCUCCAUCUGCUGGACGACUUCUUUAUACAACAUUCUUCCCGUGAUGUCCAGCUCUUAAUCGCAUGCUGUGUAGCGGAUGUCCUGCGGGUUUAUGCGCCCGAAGCACCCUACAAGGAGCAAGAUCAAAUCAAAACUAUAUUUAAGUUUUUUAUCAAGCAACUGCACGGUCUAAAGGAUCCGCGCGAUCCCUCUUUUAAGCGUUACUUCUAUCUGCUGGAGAAUCUUGCUUUUGUCAAGUCUUUUAAUAUGUGCUUCGAACUGGAGGACUGCCAGGACAUCUUCCAAGACCUUUUUAGUACCAUAUUCAAGAUUGUUAAUGACCAGCACAGUGUCAAGGUUACUAAUUUUUUCCUAGAUGUGCUAAGCCCUUUGAUCACAGAAGCCGAUAAUCUGUCGGUGGAAUUGUUGGAUCUCAUUCUGAUUAACAUUGUAGAGCCGUAUAAAUCGAACAACAAGUUUGCCUGCCAACUAACAGAACAACUGCUCACUAAAACGGGCGAUGCUCUUGAGUCUACCAUCAAAAUGUUCUUUAACCGUGCUCUGGUCAUGGAUAAGCCAAACACAAAACUGUCCAUUACAAAUAAAAUCUAUGAUAUCAUUUAUGAGCUUAACCGCAUCAAUGCAGACUUGCUGUGUUCAGUGCUGCCGCAACUGGAGAACAAACUGCUGUCCACAGACGAUGCUGAGAGGCUAAAGGCCACCACUCUCCUGUCUCGUAUGUUCUCCGAAAAGGAUUCGCAACUAGCAAAAAAGUACCCAAACCUGUUAAAAAUCUUCUUUGGGCGCUUCUGUGACAUAACCGAACCAGUUCGCAUCAAGUGUGUUCAGUCGUCCAUGCACUUCCUGCUCAAUCACCCAAGUCUUCAGACCGAUAUCACCGACAAACUGCGGCUUAGAAAUCACGAUCUGGACGAAGUGGUGCGCCACGAAGUGGUAAUGGCUAUUGUGGAAACUGCUAAGCGCGACUUCACCCUCGUUCUCGAAGCGCCCGAUCUACUAGAAAUUGUGCGCGAGCGGACGCUAGAUAAGAAGUACAAAAUUCGCAGGGAUGCGAUGAAUGGUCUGGCCUACAUCUACAAGCGCGCAAUUUGCGAACCCAACGAUCUAAGCACUGGCCUUAAGGUCAGGGUUGACUGGAUUAAGAACAAGAUACUGCACGGAUACUACAAAGUGGGCUUGGAAGACCGCCUGCUUGUGGAACGUCUACUUAUCACCUGCCUGGUGCCCUAUAAACUAGCUCCGGAAGAGCGCAUGAAGAAGCUAUAUCAUCUGCUUGGUGAUCUCGACGCCAACGCCACCAAGGCCUUCGUCGAGCUUCAGAAAAAUCAAAUGAAGACACGCAAUACAGUCAGUGAUUGGAUUAAGCUUCACCAUUCUAAGGAGUUCACGCCGCGCGUGCUUACCCAGCUCAGCGCCAAACAGGCCAACAUCGCCAAACUGCUUCCAGAUCCUCUGAAAGCGGCGGAGUACCUAACCCAGUUCAGCAACAACCUGCGAAAGGAUGCUCAGCUCCUACGCUGCAUUAACAUUGUCCUAAAGCGCGAUGUAAGCUGCCGGGAGUGUGCUGACACGAUGGGAGUUCUUCUGAAAAAGCUUGGCGUCCACGUCCAAUCGAAUCUGUAUUACAACACCGUUAAGAUGUUAAUUGAGCGCGUGGCAUCAGUCAUGGUAGACAAGGAAUCCAUUGGCGUACUUAUUAGCCUCAUUGAACAAUGCAUUGAGAAAGGGUCCAUGUGUGAAGAGAUCGGAAUUUCGGCGCAGGAAGCGGGAGAGCGCGGACUCAAGUUGUUAGCCAUGCUUUCAUACGUCUUCUCCGCCCACUUCUUCACCGAUACCUCGCUGCGUCAUUUAAUUUCCCUGCUAAGUUACGAGCAAGAUUAUGUUGCACCACUGGUGCUAAAGACACUAACUCAUCUGGGGCGCUAUCAGCCACUUGUUGACGACCCUACACCGGCUAUUCUCGACGAGCUGGCUCCGGUGUGCAAGGACUUCGCUCUCAUUGGAACCCCCAAGCAAGCAAAGCACGCAGUGCGAUGUAUUUUCGUGAAUAGCCAGUCGUCGGCUGCAACUGAUGGAACAACAAGUGGAGCCGGAAGUGCGUCCACAACUACCCAAACAGUGCAUCCCAUAUUCAACGAGAUCAUCGAAACGCUUCGUCUAAAACUGACACCAAACUGUGAGCAUCAGCGCACCAAGAUUGUGACCUUGGGUCACAUUGCCUACAAUAUGCCACAGGCCUUCCUAACGCCCAUUAAGAACAUGGUUGCGCGACGCAUUGUCAAAGAACUGCUUAUCCAGGAAGUUCCGGCGCAGCGGGACUACGAACUGCCUGAGGACAGCGACUGGUGUGCCCAAGAGAAACUACCACCGGACACUCUAUGUAAGCUGGAUGCGCUGAAGGCUAUGGCCCGGUGGCUUUUGGGGCUGCGUACCGACGAACACGCUGCUCAGAAAACAUUCCGAAUGCUAGCGGCGUUCGUUAACCAGCGUGGCGAUCUGCUUGGCCAGAACCGUCUUUGCGGUGCCGAGAAAUCCUGGCUGCGCCUCGGGGCAGCCUGCGCCAUGCUCAAGGUAUGCGAGCAAAAGGGCGUAGGUGAUCAGUACAGUGCUGAGCAGUAUUUGCAGCUUUCCCAACUGAUGGCUGAUCCGGUCCCAGAAGUUCGGGAAAUCUUUGCUCGCAAGCUACACAAAGGAUUGGGCAGAAGUUUGCCCAGAAACUGUUUGCCGCUGGACUUUAUGGGCUUGUAUGUGCUGGCAGGUCUAGAGACUGACAGAAAACUGCAAGACCUUGUGCGUCACUAUGCAGAAACAGAUGUAAACAAACGGCGGGAAUAUCUGAAGACUGUGGCUAUGACAUCUCCCGACAGCUCAACAGAGUCACAAUCAUUACACAUACUACCUGACUAUAUGCUGGCUUUUGCCAUUCCCGUGCUGGUACACGAUCCCCGCUUCACGAAUCAUGAGGACUACGUACAGCUGCGCAAAAUGGAGAAAUGCCUGCGUUUCAUUCUGGAGCCGCUGAUGGCCAAACGCGAAACGUUUGUCCACAGCUUCUACAAGCAGCUGCUGCAGCUGAUAAAGCAUCGCGAGUUCAGUCUGGGCUCGGACAAGCGCGACAACUAUAAAAUGUGGGCGCUCUGCGAUCUUGCCAUGUACAUUAUCGACUCCAAAUUCACUCCAUUUGAUGCCAACACUAGCACCUUCUCCAUGCCUCUGGCUUUGCCAGAAAUGUAUUAUAAACAGCCUGCCGUUGCGAAUUUCCAAAACAAUGACGUCUAUAUACCGCUGGACGUGUAUACGUUGGGAGUCAAAUCUACGAGCAAAGCUGCGACAACAGCAAUGACAGCGUCGCGAGCAGCAGUGGCUCCAAAGAGACCGGCGGAACAGUCAAUCAUGGAUGAUGAGAAUCCGCAGGAGAACAAUCUGUUUGACAACAUACGAGCGGCUGACACUACGGAGCCCAUGGCCAAACGAACGCGCGCAGGAGCCGCUUCAGCCAAAUCAUAGGAUCUGGGAUGGCGCAGAUUGCAGGUGGAAAGAGCGCAUACUUGUUAGUUUAGUUAUGUUUAGUCUAGGCGCCUAAGUUAACUAAAUAUUUAAGACGUAGGAAAGACCACAAUAGUUGUUAAACCGACACUACCUUUAUCCACACCAUGCAGCUCACAUCUAAACCCCAAGAACUCGGAUUGUUCGGUUUCGCAUUCAGUAUGUACAAUACCAAUUUUGUGAGAUACACCAAAAACACAAACAUCAAAAAAUGUGUCGAAAAAUCUGUUAACCGCACCUCUGUAAAAGUAAUUAUUUAUCAUUUAAAAUGUUUUAUCCUGUUCUUUUAUAGUGUUUGAUUUAUUGAUUUUACUUUUAUUUUUAGACUACUGUAUAUCGAAUAAAAAAGGAAAGUAUAUCGCGCAUAAGUUAAAGUACGACGUAAAGUAAUGAAAACGUAAA